This is a messenger RNA of Cyprinodon variegatus (sheepshead minnow), 1174 nucleotides long. It is a transcript of the gene abhd6b, whose product is annotated as monoacylglycerol lipase ABHD6-like. The record is from RefSeq and is a predicted model, not a curated record. Lineage: Eukaryota; Metazoa; Chordata; Actinopteri; Cyprinodontiformes; Cyprinodontidae. The transcript is spliced from 9 exons. Bases 122 to 1174 code for a protein of 350 amino acids.
CCUCUGUGACUGUUUGUAUCCAAAAUUCAGGACACCAGAUGGACGCUAUUAAACAUUUUACAGCUAGACAACAGCAGGACUGAAACAGCUUUUCCAUGCGCAUUCAUGUGACAGUACUUUCAUGAAGAUUUUCUGGAUUUUAAGAGCAGCCAUGGCAGCUGAGCUGGAUGUAGUGAACCUGUUCUUCAUUGCUGGAGCUACACUGGCUAUUCCCAUCCUGGCAUUUCUGGCUUCCUUCCUUCUCUGGCCAUCUGUGCUUAUUAAAGUAUAUUACUGGUACUGGAGAAGGACUUUGGGUCUACAGGUUCGCUAUGCAGACUGUGGAGGUUAUCGCUUCUGUUACUCCUACAGAGGAAAGCCUGGGAUGAGGCCCUCCAUCCUGAUGCUUCAUGGCUUCUCUGCUCACAAAGACAUGUGGCUGUCUGUUGUCAAGUAUUUACCAAAACACCUGCACAUAAUAUGUGUGGACAUGCCUGGCCACGAAGGGACAACACGCACCAACACUGAGGAUUACUCCAUCCAGGGGCAGGCCAGAAGGAUCCAUCAGUUUGUGGAAAGCAUUCACUUAAACAGAAAAGCAUUCCAUCUGGUGGGAACCUCCAUGGGGGGAAACGUUGCCGGGGUUUACGCAGCCUGCUACCCUUCAGAGAUCUGCAGCAUGACUCUCAUCUGUCCCGAUGGAGUAAGACACCAAUCAGAAACCAAAUUUGACAAUCACCUUCAAGACUUGGAGCACAGCAACUUCACACUGAACAUCCCUCUGAUCCCAACUACACCUGAAGAGAUGGAGGACAUGUUCAGGCUCUGUUCUCAUGUCCGCUUUAAAAUUCCUCAGCAGAUUCUUCAAGGACUCGUGGACGUUCGAGAACCUCACAAUGCAUUUUACGAAGAAGUAUUUAUGGAGAUCAUCGGUGAGAAAUCAAGAUAUGCCUUACAGGAACAUUUACAUCUCAUUAUCUCCCCUUUACAAGUGAUUUGGGGAAAACAGGAUCAGGUGGUGGAUGUCUCUGGAGCUGCAGUCAUUGCGGAGUUGGUGCCUGGUUGCAGAGUGGAUUUGUUGGACAACUGUGGUCACUCUGUGGUGAUGGAAAAGCCGUGUCGUACAGCCAAACUUAUCCUGGAGUUUAUAAUCCUGCAGCAAAAUGCCAGGAGUGGCACAAAGAAGUCUUCUUGA